Molecule: messenger RNA, 865 nt
Organism: Glycine soja
Lineage: Eukaryota; Viridiplantae; Streptophyta; Magnoliopsida; Fabales; Fabaceae
Exons: 1
Coding region: 153-602 (149 amino acids)
Source: RefSeq, a predicted model, not a curated record
GAGACGCAUUUUUUUUAAAAAAAUUUCAAACAUUAACAUAAAUCUGUGUUGACUCCCUGCCCCUGCCUAUAUUAUUACUACCGAGAAAGAAAGAGAAUAAAGAAAAGAGAGAAAGAGAGAGAGUGAUCUUGCAAGUUCUGUUCCAGCAAGCCAUGGCAAUUUCAGGGUCAGAGACUCAGAGUCCUUUAGUGAAAAGCGUUUCUCAGGUGGAAGUUGAGUGUGUGAAAUGCGACUCGUGCGGGUUCACAGAGGAAUGCACCCCUGCGUACAUCACGAGGGUGCGUCAGAGGUACCAGGGUCGCUGGCUCUGUGGGCUGUGCGUGGAGGCUGUGAAGCACGAGGUGGUGAGAUCAGACAGUGUCAUCACCACGGAAGAAGCGCUGGACCGUCACAUCAGCUUCUGCAGAGAGUUCAGAUCAUCGACGGUUACCAAUAAUAAAACAGAGCACCCCAUCUUCGCCAUGGGACGCGUCCUCCGGAGGAGCCUCGACUCUCCCAGGCCUCUCCGAUCGAACUCCAGUGGGGCUCUCCCGUCCGUGGACGGGGUUCGAGCCCCACACUUGCUUCGAUCGGAGAGUUGCUUCUCUUCUAUCUCGGGUUAAUAAGGUCUAUUUAGUUUGCUUUAUUAGACUCUUGCAGUUGCAGCAGGUAGGUAAAGCAUGGAGCAUAGAGACUCUGUGUGUGUUUUUCUGUGACUGACAGGUUUUAUAAAUCCACCACGAAGCCUCUCUAACAUUGGCCCUUUCUGUUUAGACUUUAGAUUGAUUGAGUGGUUUGUUUCAUGACUUUACUACUAGCUCCUUUUUCUAUGAUCAUCAAUGUAUAUAUAGAUUGAUUAGCAAAUUCUAAAAUUUAGUUCUUCUAA